Messenger RNA from Lepisosteus oculatus (spotted gar), 5311 nucleotides. RefSeq names its product transcription factor 23. Lineage: Eukaryota; Metazoa; Chordata; Actinopteri; Semionotiformes; Lepisosteidae. The record is from RefSeq and is a predicted model, not a curated record. Gene Ontology annotation, biological process: developmental process; regulation of transcription by RNA polymerase II. Gene Ontology annotation, molecular function: protein dimerization activity; RNA polymerase II transcription regulatory region sequence-specific DNA binding; DNA-binding transcription factor activity, RNA polymerase II-specific.
UCACCAGAUAAGGCAAGGGAGGGAAAGGAACGGCUCACACAGCAUCACGAGCAGUGGAAUGAAGCUGUUUCGUUAGGGAGGGGUCCCAGGCUUUGCUGUGCGCCGUGGUUGUGAUCUGUUUUUAUUCGGCCUUGCUGGCCUGAAGUCUUGGAGGUUCAAGAGGUACCUAUGGCUGAGAGGCUGAGUGGUAUGACCCAGACAGCUUGGAAAGAGCUGGGCACAGACGAGCUGCCCGGUAACAAGGUACUGCAGCACAGACACAGACUUCCUCAAAGGUACCCAGCAAAAUGGGUUCAGCAUAGGUUUGAGCCCCAGGAAAAACUGAGCAGGCCUCAGCACUCUCCUGAGAAUGCUGCUCGGGAGAGAAGCAGGGUGCGAAACCUUCGCCAGGCCUUUCACAGCCUGCAGGCCGCCCUGCCUGCCGUCCCGCCCGACACCAAACUCUCUAAACUGGACAUCCUGGUUUUGGCCACUAACUACAUUGCCCAUUUGACUCAGACUCUGGAUCAGGGAAGAAUUCCUACAGAGCAGCAUCUACCCCCAAGAGCACAAGGAUAUCUUCAUCCAGUCAAGAAGUGGCCCAUGAGGUCUCUCCUGUACUGUGGGAGCAUGGAAGAAUUAUUGACGGUGGUCCAAACAAGUCAGAAGGAGUGCUCUGGAGAAGAAGAUGUUUGCUUACAACCCCCUGACCCUGGGUCACAUCCUAUACCAUAAGCAAUCUUUUUGACUAUCUGGCUUUGAUGAAGACAUCUUCAUAUUAUAAUCACAGUAUUUAUACCCGCUUUAUUUUUUGGAAUUAUUCAGAAAGACUGUGCCGAGGUAGUAACAGCAUUUGGUGCAUUUUUUGUCAGCUGCUUCUUUUUAAUUUCUGAAACAAAUAUUUCUCCUCACAUUUUUAUAAACAAGAAUAUAAAAAGGUUAUAAACAGGAGCCUAUCAGUCAUGAACCUUCGUGCUGGUGAUUUAUUGACCUAAGGAUCUCAUCCAGUCAUUAACUGACAGUUCAGCCUUAUAUAUGUUUCAGUCUUAUAUAUACUCUUCCUCCACGGUGUAUUUAAACCAAACCAAUGGGUUAUUUUAUGGUCAGCAGUGAACACAAGGGCACAAUUAGAAGUUAGUUAAUGUAGAGUAAUCCAUUGGAUUAAGUUUGUGAAUACCAUUCAAGAUUUAAAAUACUUUUAUCAAAUUCCUCCCUAAUUUCAGCACAAGAAUGAAGAGAUUGUGUUCUUUUUGCCUGUUUGUGAGAUUUCUGUUACUUCCAGAAUGAUGACACAAAGGAUAGGUUACUACAAAUUUGAGAAGUGUAUGAGUUGCCAUGUAAAUAAGUGUGGAGUCAUAUGUAAUACGGGGCUGGAGUAUUAAUACCUACUUAGUAAGGAUUUUAGAAAAGGUAUUCAUGCUGUUCUAAGCACACUUGGCACCGAAUAAUCUAUUUACAAUGCUUUUUUUAGUUUGCAAAAACAAUCUUUAGUUUGCAAAAAACAAUCUUAGCUAAUCCUUUUGAAUAGCUUCAAGUACCCAGCUGUAAUCGACAUGAAUUAACAAUGCAGAUUAAUGGCUUAAUUAAAAUUAGCUGACCAGACAUUGAAGUCAUAACUAAAGUGGUGUGUCUCCUGAUUCCAUGUUCUUGUCACCCUUUGUGCUCCAGACGGAUUGCAAUGGGAGGCGCAGGGGUGGGGCAUGUCACUCUGCUGCCUUGUAAAUCCUGGAGCUGAGGUUUGAUUCCAGACUAGGCCAUUUGCAUGCUCUCACAUGGGCUCUCUCCAGGUCCUCAUGCUUCCUCCCCACAAGAAAUGCAGAUUAGGUUAAUUUGAAAUUGGCCUGGUAAUUUCAAUGGAUGUUGUCCCACUCAUAGUUUGGGACUGGUUCCACUUUUGGGUCCAGUACCUCCUGGAUAAAUUCCAGAUAUAAGCUGUUCACCUUGCCAGGAAGAAGCAGGUUUCCGAUGAUGGAUAGAUGGUAAUGAUUAAUGCAGUAAUCGGUUCUUUGAUUGGGAUUCCUUUCUUUGCCCUCUAUAGAGAACUCUUUUAGAUCCUGCUCUUCCCUAGACCCAGGUGGGCUGAAGUCAUUCCAGGGCAUGAGCUGGUUACAUGUGUUUACUAAUACUGCUGGCAAAAUAUGCGAAACCUGAGGGUUACUUGAGUAAAGUUCCAAUGAUGUGUUCAGCGUUUGGCCAAAAGAUGAGUUUCCUGCUCUCUUGUAGUUUCUUUCUCCAUUUCCUUAAAUGAGCAGUAGAUGAUUGGACAUGGAGUCCUCCAUUACAAAGAAAACUUAGUUUAGGAGGUUAAGGAUGUGCUGUACAUACCAACUUCACAUGUAUUGUGAAAUACAUCUUGAUGAAACGGUGAUGAGGGUAGUAUUUUUCAGAGUAGAAAUGCACUCAUGAUAUGAUAAAAAUACUAACUGUACUUUUGGUUUGUGUUGCUCUUCAGUAUGUUAUUCGUUUACUGGCUUGUUGUCGGCCACUGAGUUAUAAACAUGCUGUAUAAUUAAAACCAAAAGUUUUCUGCUUGGCCAAUUUUUGUUGAAUCUUUAUCAGGAGUAGAUUUCGCUUGUGUUUGGAUGCUCUGGUUUUAGACUCUACAACCAUAAAUCUUUUCAAAGAUAAAUGCGUAGGGAGGCAUGUUAUGUGUACUUUUGGCACACUUUUCUCUCUGUAAUAAGCAGUUUUGCCGAAGGUUAAGGAAUCCUGAUUUUUUUUAAGACCUAUGCCUCGCUGGACAGAUUUGUGCACUUUGAAAGUACUGUUUUAUUAACAAGACAUUCUAGUUUCUCUGUUUUCUUCAUUUCAUUUCAAGUGCCUUGCUUUGUGGAAAGAAGAAAUGCAUUUCUGAAUAUUGCCUAAGCAAAAUCUCAGCCUUUGAAAUUAAUAUAACACCCUUAUGCUCAUGUUACUGAAAAGAAAGCCAUACAGUAAAAUAACUAAUGAAAUGUAAUUUUUGUCUCACUUCGUUUCUUGGAAAACUAGGGAAAUGUUUCUUGUGCGAAAUGUACAUUUUAGUGUUGGUUAUUUAUUUAUGAAAAAAUUAUGUUUUUAAAAGAAGAUAAUAAAAACAUGAUACUGAUACUGGUAAAUAAUACUGGCAACUUGUAUUUAAAAUAUUUAAAAAAUUUUCAGCCAUGAAAGAAUUUGACAAAACAGAGGUCUGUCUUUGGCACAUUAAAUAAUGAUAUUAAAAAGCAGGAUUCAGCCUUAGUAUUGUUAAAAAGACAUUAACAAUACUAAGCUGAACACAAGGUCAAAAACUAAAUAAACAAUUAAGAGUUCCAUUUUGAAUUGAAUACUAUGACAGCUCUUAAAGCCAUACCAUAUGUGAUAAAAUGUUAGCUUCUUUUGUUAGAUUAUUUUGUGGGACAGGAAAAUGUAUGAAUACGUGGGACAGAGUGUUUAAAAACAUACAGCUCUUAAUGUGUAUUAAUAACUAAAUCAAAUAAAAUGUUAACACAAAUUGUGAAGCACAAAAUCCAGUCAGACUGGCAGGUCUGUGUCAAUGAUAAUAACUGGUAAAUGGGCUGAAUCCUGCUCCACAAGUCAAGUGAGAGCACCUGUGUGCAGGCAGUGGGAAAGACAGCUUCUUUGGCAGGACACACUGUGGGGUUAAGCCAUGUGACCUAAUGGCUGCUAUUUUUCUCCAGUUUGAGCAACAUGGGCUCUGCUCCAUAGUGAAAUGUACUGCACUCAAGGCUAACUCCAUAAAUCUGUCUGGCAGCCUGAUAAGCAUGCCUGUUCUUAUUUUUUUAAAAAGAGACCUCUAAGGGCAUUACUGCUAAUACAGAGGUUACUAAGGGAAAAGACAUGGAUUUAGAAAACUGGUCUUUAGUUUAAGCAAUGCUUAAAUAGAGUUGAUGAGUCUUGACAAGCAAUUAUUGCACUUAAUAUCAGUUGAAGAGGGUGUGAUUGAUAAUAGUGACUAAACUGGAAUACUGAUCAUUUUGACUCCCUGUAAAUGCACAGCUAAGGAUAGUUAAUGAAACAAACAAGAUUGCCAACCUUUUCCUGUGGUACCAGACAUAGAUCAGACCCUACACUUGGUGUUAUUAAUACCAUUAAUAACUAUUUCAUCAAUUUCCCUACAGGAUUAAUAACGUAUUAUCUAUCUAUUCUCUAUCUAUUGGUGCUAUUAAUAACCCAACUGAGGAACACAGUAAACAAAUUAUCAGAACAGUGUCUAGAAUGUCUAGAGUGUAUUUCAAUAAGGCCCUGAGAAAUUCAUAAGUUAGUGACACUGGGAGACUAACCUGAUUCUCAGCUGGAAACAGCAAUGUUAUUCAAGCCUCUCCAAUAAGAAGGAUUUGAAGAAUAAGUAUUUUUUAGCCAGUAAAUAUAUCUCCAAAUAUAUAAGGGGCACUUAGAACUUAUUUUAUUAUUUUUGUAAUUCCACAAAGAAAGUUAUGUAAUAUUACUGUAUAUCACCACUCACAAUUAAAAGGAAAAAAGCACACUAAUCUUCCCCUAAAAAACAGAAUUCCUCAUGAAGUAAAUCAGUUCCUCAGCAGUCAUCUGUGCUUAGCUCUUCUUUUGCUACAACUUGUAUUCAAUAAGUUUAACAACUCCAUAAUGUUGAUCAACUACAGGGGAGUGGCAUUGUCCAAAUAGAAAUUAUAUCAGAAUAUUUGCACUUGGGUUGACUUCACUGGAAAACAUUUCUCAGAUAAACACAAAUGCAAAACAAGCUCUUCAAAAUGAGAGCAAUUGGAAGGGAUAAUUACAUGUAUCUGGGUUUUUUCCCCAGAUCCAAACACUGAUCUGUACUGGGAAAGCCUCAAAUGAGCUCUAAGUAUGGUCUAUCUAGGUUUUGGCCCAGUGUCCUAGGCCUAGUAUUCAGUAACUAUUACUAAGUUCACUUACUGGCCAAAUAUCAGAACUUGGGUUUCUUGCCUAUUUGCCUACAUAGUCCGUGCCCUCAGCUGACAUUGCAACUGGAAGAAAAAUUGAAAUAAAAAAAAAGAUUUCCCUUAUCAUACAUGGAUAUAAUCACUUCUGCCAGUAAGUCUGGUUUUUCCUUUAUUUAGAAUUCAAGAAACUUUUUUUGUUUUCAACUCAUUAUAAUCUUUGUUUGGACACUAUCCAAUUCAUUUAAAUCUUACUGAAGCAACAGCUUCGCUCCUAGUUUUAAAGGGUGCGUGAGGACAAACAGGACAGGCUGGGGAGGCACAGAUGGAGGAUGAGGGACAGGAGAUGCCACCCAGAAUUGUGACCCCUAAAUGCAGGGGCUACUUUUGUGUUUUACAUGACUACAACACCUAGAAGUUAUCACUGAUGCUACGAGCCUUCUUCACCCACCACAGGUUCUAUUCAACUCCCAGAAUCA